UCCGAUCGCUCUGCGAAAAAAAAGAAUCGGCGCCAAAUUCAUGCAACGUCGGACGAUGACAGAGGCCAAAUCGCGGGAGAGAGCGGGAAGCUCUAAGACGCCGAACAAGAAGAGCGGCGCCGACGCCGCCCCCGCCGUCAAGAACAAGCAGCCGCCGCCGCCGCCGCCGCCUAAAGCCGGCAAGAGCAACGGCGUCGCGCCGCCUCCUCCCGGAACCGAGGUCCUAGUCGUCCCGUCCUCCAGCACCGAAUCGCAAGCGCGGGAGCCCGAAUCGAAGCGAAGCCGGAGCCCGAAGGCGCGCGAGCGCGGCGGUGAUCCGGCGGGCGCGAAGAAGCGGAGGCGUCGCAAGCGGGAGGAAGGCGGGGCGAGCGGGGAGGGGCGUGGAUCGAGCAUGAGCAAUGGCGCCGCCGCGGCGCGGGAACCCGAGGCGCUGGUCGUCCCGUCCUCGAGCGCCGAGUCGCAAGGAGGAGGAGGAGGAGGAGGAGGAGGAGGAGGGGAGCGGGAGCCGAAGGGAGAUCGGAGCGCGAAGGUGCGCGAAGAAGUCGCCGCGGGCUCGGCGGCGGUUCAGAAGAAGCGGAAGCGCCAGGAGCGAGAGGACGGGGACGAGAGCAGGGACGAUUCGAAGCUCUGCAUCUUUCCGAUGAACAGGAUCAGGACGAUCGCGAAGAGCGAAGAAUCCGACUUGCGCAUCAAUCACGAGGCUUAUUUCGUCAUCAACAAAGCCACGGAAAAGUUUAUCGAGCAGCUUUGUGAAGACGCGUAUGCCUUAGCUGCUGCUCGCGAUAGUAGAAGAUCUUUCAAGUAUAACCACCUGUCAUCACUUGUUUGCAAGUGGAAGAGAUAUGACUUUCUUUCAGAUUUCGUUCCAGAGAAAAUGAAAGCAGAAGAUGCAUUGGCAGAGAGGAAACCAGAAGAGACAUGAAUAUGAUACUAAUCUUAGGUCAAGAAGCUGUAACUUUCAUUGAUUGAGGGGCUUCAAUUUGUAUGAGCAUCUUAUACUGUGAUUUGGUUCUUUUCCUGCUAUAGCAGAAUAGAGCCAGCAAAAUGGGCACUUACAUUUAGCUGCAGAUGAUGUCUGUAUGGGCGAAUUUUUUCGCAUGUUACAUUGGAGAAGAGAAAUGCUUAUACUUCUGGUAAUUUUUUCAGCAAAUAGUCUCAUGCCCUGCUAACAUGGAUGGUGGGAUAGCUUCUUCUGGGGAGUUAGGUGUUUUGUAAUUAAUCUGUCAUGGACAAGUACUUUGUAGUUAAUCUGAUUCUCGGCCUAUGUUAUAUCUGUUUUGCGUUA
Molecule: messenger RNA, 1285 nt
Organism: Eucalyptus grandis
Lineage: Eukaryota; Viridiplantae; Streptophyta; Magnoliopsida; Myrtales; Myrtaceae
Product: ena/VASP-like protein
Exons: 4
Coding region: 41-922 (293 amino acids)
Biological process (GO): regulation of DNA-templated transcription
Cellular component (GO): nucleus
Molecular function (GO): protein heterodimerization activity
Source: RefSeq, a predicted model, not a curated record